Messenger RNA from Chroicocephalus ridibundus (black-headed gull), 4294 nucleotides. RefSeq names its product peroxisomal biogenesis factor 11 gamma (gene PEX11G). NCBI's taxonomy places the organism in Eukaryota, Metazoa, Chordata, Aves, Charadriiformes, Laridae. The record is from RefSeq and is a predicted model, not a curated record. The transcript has 4 exons. Gene Ontology annotation, molecular function: protein binding. Gene Ontology annotation, cellular component: peroxisomal membrane. Gene Ontology annotation, biological process: peroxisome fission. Bases 100 to 2799 code for a protein of 899 amino acids.
AGGGAACGCCCGUGAGGGGGGCCGGGAUGGCCGGGGCCGUCAUGGCCGAGCAGGCGGGAGGCUUCGCAUAGGCUUCAGCAGCCGCUAGGCCACGUCGCCAUGGCGACGGCUCCACCACCUUCCCGGCGUGCCCCGCGCCAGCGCCAGGCGCGCCGUGACGUCACACCCCGGAAGCGUUGCUAUGGCGGCGGGCGCGCUCAGCGGCCUGGUCGCCGCGCUGGAGACCUACCGCGGCCGCGACCGGGUGGUGAGUGGCGGGGGCGGCCCGGUGGGGCCCUGCCCGGCCCCCUGCGGACGGGCCCUCACCGGGCUGUGCCUCCGCAGGUCCGUGCGCUCUGCUAUGGCUGUCAGCUGGCGGGGGGGGCGCUGGCCGGGCCGCAGGCCCCGCCGUCAGGGCUGCCCGGGAGCCUCCUGGCCGUGUCGGCCCAGCUGAACGCCUGCCGCACGGCCCUGCGCCUCUUCGACGACUUCGCCAUGCUCAGCUACAGCUGCAGCUACGGGCUGGGCCCCAAGGACGAGGACGGCCUGGUGCGGGGGCUGUCGGUGCUCUGCAACCUGGCCAACCAGCUCUACUACCCCUGCGAGCACGUCGCCUGGGCGGCUGACGCCGGCGUCCUCCGCGUCAGCUCUCAGAAGUGGUGGACUCUGAGCAUGGGGCUCUGGGCCUUCUCCCUGCUCCUGGGCAUCCUGCGAUCCCUGAGAAUCUUGUUCCAGUUAAGAAGAAAGCUGAGGCAGCACAAGGGGUAUGAUUUCCCUCCUUGGCUAUACAGCUAUUUUAACCCAAACGUAUCUGUUCUCAUUUGUGAGCUAUUGCCAAUUAUUAUUGAAUUAUGGGCCAUCAAUAAUAUUACACUUGCUUCCAGCAGUACAUCUUCGCCUCUGAGUCAAAAGGAAACGAAAGCCCAAGUGAAGGCUGAAGUUUUGAGCAUCCUCACAGACAUGGCAGAUCUCUCCAACGCAAUCCACUGGCUGCCUCCGGGCUUCCUUUGGGCUGGACGCUUUCCUCCAUGGCUAAGCAGCUUCACCACCAUGUCCGUCAGCAGCCACGAGAACCGGAAAUCCCGCUCGAGCUCCGGCUCCAUGAACAUCCACCUCUUCCACAAACCGGGCCACGCCGACAGCCUCCUCACCCACCUCAACCUGCUCCGCAAGCGGCACCUCUUCACCGACGUGGUGCUGCGGGCGGGCAACCAGGCCUUCCACUGCCACCGGGCCGUCCUGGCUUCCUGCAGCCGCUACUUCGAGGCAAUGUUCAGCGGGGGCCUGAAAGAGAGCAGAGACGCCGAAGUCAACUUCCACGACUCCCUGCACCCCGAGGUGCUGGAGCUGCUGCUGGACUACGCGUACUCCGCCCGGGUGCUGAUUAACGAGGAGAACGCAGAGUCCUUGCUGGAGGCCGGGGACAUGCUGCAGUUUCAGGACAUCCGGGAUGCUUCGGCCGACUUUCUGGAGAAGAAUCUCUACCCUGGGAACUGCUUGAACAUGCUGCUGCUGUCGGAUGCCCACUGCUGCGAGCGGCUGCUGGAGCUCUCCUGGAGGAUGGCGUUGGCCAACUUCACCUCGCUCUGCAAGACCGAGGACUUCCUCCGCCUGCCCAAAGACAAGCUGCUGGAGCUGGUGGAGAGUGAAGAGCUGGAGGUCGAGGAUGAGACGCUGGUCUACGAAGCUGUUAUAGGUUGGAUCCGGUACGAUUUGCCCCGACGCCAUGAAGUUCUGCCAGAGCUGCUGCGCUCUGUCCGCCUGGCCCUUCUGCCCGAGUCCUACCUGCGGAAGCAAGUGGCCUGCGAGAAGCUGGUGACCAGCCACAAGCUGGGGGAGGAGAUCGUGGCCGACGCCGUACGAUGCAAAAUGAAGAUCCUGCAAAACGAUGGCCUGGUGACGGGGUGCUGCGCCCGACCCCGCAAGGUCAGCCAGGCCCUGCUGCUGCUGGGGGGCCAGACCUUCAUGUGCGACAAGAUUUAUAUGCUGGAUCAUAAAACCCGCGAGAUCAUUCCUCGUGCCGACAUCCCAAGCCCUCGUAAAGAGUGCAGUGCCUGCGCCAUCGGCUGCAAAGUGUACAUCACCGGCGGCAAAGGCUCCGAGAACGGCGCUUCCAAAGACGUCUGGGUUUACGACACCCUCCACGACGAGUGGGCAAAAGCCGCUCCCAUGCUGGUGGCGCGGUUUGGCCACGGCUCCGCUGAGCUGGACCACUGUCUGUACGUGGUGGGGGGUCACACAGCAGUGAGCGGUGCCUUCCCGGCCUCUCCCUCCGUCUCUCUCAAGCAAGUCGAACACUACGACCCGCAGCUGGACAAAUGGUCCUUGGUGGCCCCUCUCCGAGAAGGCGUGAGCAACGCCGCCGUGGUGGGAGCCAAGAUGAAGCUGUUUGUUUUCGGCGGCACCAGCACCAACCAGGAGAAGCUGCCCAAGGUGCAGUGCUUCGAUCCCUGCCAGAACCGCUGGACGGUGCCCGUCAGCUGCCCCCAGCCCUGGCGGUACACGGCCGCCGCCGUGGUGGGCAGCCACAUCAUCGUCAUCGGGGGGGACACAGAGUUUUCCGCCAGCUCCGCUUACCGUUUCCACAGUGACACCUACCAGUGGUCCAAAUUCGGGGACGUCACCGCGAAGCGCAUCAGCUGCCGUGCUGUCACGUCGGGCAACAGACUGUACGUGGUGGGGGGCUACUGCGGGGCUCAGCGCUGCAAAACGCUGGACUGCUACGACCCAUCAUCUGACACCUGGAGCAGCGUCACGACGGUGCCUUAUUCCCUCAUCCCCACCGCCUUUGUCAGCACCUGGAAGUACCUGUCAGCCUGAGUCACGGUGUGACAAAGGAGGUAAAUAGUCAGGGAUCAGCCCAGAGCUCUUCUGUAUAACCUUGUGCUGCACAAGGGUUAAACCUUGAGGGGCUGACGCCCGUGAAUCCGGACUGCAGUUGUCCUGGAGCCUCCCGCGAACAUCAGCUCCAGAAACGCGCUUCCAGGCUGGUGGUUUGGGAUCGAAAACCCUGCGGGAGAGAGAACGCCUCUCUAGGUGCUGAAGUGCUGCGGGGAGAAGAUUAGUAUAAAUAACAAGAUGCUUAACCUGGCAUCCUAAGCCCUUCCCCUGAGCCCUGGCCUAUGCAAGGAUUUUGGGGAAUGCUCUCCGCGGGGAGGAUUGGGUGUCGUCCCCGGUGCAGAAGGCUCGUGGAGUGGAGGGUUGUGCGAAGGGGCUGGGGGGGGAUGGCACGGUGCCAGGGGGGAACGGGCUGCUUUUAGCCCAGCUGCCUCCUCCUGGUGCCACGGGGAAUCUGCUGGUGGCACCCAGAUGUCCUGUGGGACGCGAGGGCUGGGAGCUGGUGCCAGAACAAGAUUAUAGCUGGGAUUUAGUCCCAGAAUGGUUGGUAAUUGCAUUUGUAAGACAAACCCUGUCUACAUAUAAACACAGGGUUUCUCCGCUUCUAAUUAUUCUCUGGUGUCCCUUUCAUGCCGGUUCUUUCCUGCUACGCAGCCAUUAACUUUUUAAAAAUUUGCAACGGGAAUUAAACCUUUCUAAAGGCUCUUGGCAGAAAAGAUGCCAGUGAAUCACAGAUCCCUGCAGGUUUUUUUGUUUGCAAAAGACGCACUACCCCAGUGAACUUGUGAUAAAAUAUCCCGCGCUACCUAUAGAAAAUUCCGGGCUGUAGAGGGAAAUAGGCAGCCGUCAGCCCGGGAGAGCAGCGUUCGAGCGGUCUCGGCUUUGCCGCACGCCGGGCUCACAAGACUUUCUCCUGCGUUACAGGCUUCACAGCCCAUUUUGCCAGUGUCUCACUUCACCGAGGAUCCAGAGAGAAGACGCGGGCAGUAGCAGCGUCUGUGAGCUGUCCUGGACGCCAGCCCCUGCCCGGAGCUCGUGAGCGGCAGCAGGACGGCAACGCGGCUCCGGCUUCGAACCGCUUCCGUAAAUCCCCCUCGCUCGGACCAGGGAGGGGACAAGCACGGAGGGACCUCCUUGGGCUGGCAGCUUGUGCUGUCCCUUGAGACGGCAAAAGGUUUCCAAGUUUUCUCCUAACUCGUGUGAUCUCAGAGCGGGAACCAGAGGAAUAUUUUUUACUUCUUUCAUUUAGUAUUUUGGUUUAAGCGACAUUUACUAGAAGCUCCUAAGAAACUGGCAGCAGGCUGCGGAGCGCGCUGCUGUCUGCUGUGACUUGGAACGCGGGCAGCGCCAGAGGCGGCUGCCUGAAGUGUCUUAACAUGUGACAGUACGUGGUUAGCUGGCUGGUGCUGUACAUCUAUUUUAUUUUUUUUAUAUACAGCAGUUGUGUGUGUUAUUACUCAGCCUGGAGCUGCUUCAA